AUGGUAAAAGAGAAAUGUAAGAACUUAGAAUGGUGGGAAGGGAAAGAUAGUGUGAGAUUGUUUGCGCAUCGUCAGGAGAGUGUGUGGUUAGAGGAGAGCAAAGACACAAGACGUAUAAGUUUCUAUAAUACUUUUGCCAUGAAUUCAGCUCUGGCCAUACCAAAAUCAUUGGAAGAAGACGAGGUCUUGAAUAUUAAGGAAUUGGAAGCGAAUAAAAUCAAUGACAGCAAAGAAAUUGGUUCUAGAGCAUUUGAAAUACAUGAUAAUGAACAUGAUUACUGGGCACAUAGAAUUGAAUAUUUGAAAAAUGAACAUCAACUGAUUAAUAAAAUUAUAGAAACAGAAUACGAAAAGACUAUUGAAAAUACAAAGAAUCUAUUUGAUCCACCUAAAAUAACUCAGGAACAAAUACAAAGGAUUAAACCAUGCUAUGAUUGGCGCUCGAAGAUUAUGAAAUGUUAUGAAGACAAUCCCCGACAACCUUUACUUUGUUCAGCAACUGUUCAAGCAUUCAACAAUUGUGUUACAUCAUGCCAGUUAGAAGAAUGA
Molecule: messenger RNA, 549 nt
Organism: Zerene cesonia (dogface butterfly)
Lineage: Eukaryota; Metazoa; Arthropoda; Insecta; Lepidoptera; Pieridae
Product: MICOS complex subunit MIC25-like
Exons: 4
Coding region: 1-549 (182 amino acids)
Biological process (GO): inner mitochondrial membrane organization
Cellular component (GO): MICOS complex
Source: RefSeq, a predicted model, not a curated record